Molecule: messenger RNA, 4902 nt
Organism: Elgaria multicarinata webbii
Lineage: Eukaryota; Metazoa; Chordata; Lepidosauria; Squamata; Anguidae
Gene: PPP1R18
Product: protein phosphatase 1 regulatory subunit 18
Exons: 4
Coding region: 352-2205 (617 amino acids)
Molecular function (GO): phosphatase binding
Source: RefSeq, a predicted model, not a curated record
GACACCUGAAUUCCUGGAAUUCUCUGGAUGUAAGGAAUUCUUUUCUACGAAAAUCCGCCCGUCUGGCUGCAUUGUUUCUCUUGAACUCCUGGAUUCUAACUGAACUGCUGAGAUUUGAGCACAUCUUCCUCAUUGCUUCGCGGAUUUUGUUUCCUCGGCUGGAAUCCUGGCUUCUGACCCAGUUAAGGACUUCAAAAGGUGGAGCUGGGUACCAAAGUCAACUUAGCACUGCUGUCCUUUUUAUAACCGUUGGUUCUGCUGGCUUUUGAACGUCCAGGAUUGCUUAAAAUUUGGAAACUCUUGAACACUGAUUUCCCUGCUGGUCCCUGCUUUCCCACUCCUUGGGCGAAGAUGUCUUCGGCUCCAGCACUGCCAGAGUGGAAGCUCCAAUUACUGGAGCGUCGGCGUAAGGAUGAGGAGGAGGCCCGCCGGCGGGAGCGGGAACAGCAAGACCGCAUGGCAAAGAUGCCGGCCUGGAAACGGGAGAUCAUCGAAAGACGCCGAGCUAAGCAGGGCUCCAGUACCUCUUUCUCGGAGCCUGGCGGGCCAGGAGGAACUGAGAGUGGGGUGGCCGCUGCGCCUGCUGCUCCCUCACCCUGCCAAGAGGGGGAGCCAGAGAGCUCGGUGCUGCAGGAGAAGAUCGGUCCUGUCCAUCAGAACCCUUUCAUUCAGCUGGAGAAGCGACGCAACAAGGAGUCGGAGAGCGACCUCGCCAACGCUAAAGCCAAGCAGAUUGUGGAUCUAUACGGGCAGAUUCCAGGCGUCCGCACCCUGCGCGCCGACAAUGUCAUCAUUAUCGAGACCGUCCCGGGGGCACCACCGGCGCAGCUCGCCAGUGAUCGGCACGCGGGGGAAUCCAAGUCAGGCAGCGUGGAGUCCCUCAACGAACUGCUGGCACGCCGCGGAGGCAGCGUGACUGAAAUCCGCGCUGGGGAGGUCUUCAUUGUCAAGUCCGCUCUGAGCCGCAGCGUGGAGGACCUCAAUUCUGUUGGCAGGAACGAGUACCGGCCAUCGUUGCCGGAGCAACACCGAGGGCGGGUGAGCAAACUGCUGAGCCGGUUUAGCCAGGAUGAUAGUGGUGGCCCAGUGUCACCACGACCGGUGAGGUCCCUCAGUACCGAGAACCUAACGGACGGCAGCUAUGUGUCAAGGAAGCCUAGCCGGGCACUGGCUGAUCCCAGCCCAACAUGGCAACACCAUGACAGCACACCCAGCCCUCCCCGUGACCUCCUGGGACUGACCCCGCCGGUGCCCUACACUGUGGCAUCUUAUCGCAGCCAGUUUGAAGCCAAAUCAAGCAGCGGGGAGGCCUGGCCAGACAGCCCGCCAAGGCGCUCCCCAACCGGAAAGUCAUGGGGUAGGGAGGCUGCCUCCCCGGAGAAAGGGCCCAGACGAGAUAGUAGCGAUUCUGAAGCUACUUUUGAGAUCCACCCAGCGUCGCCACCAGCCCCGGUUGCUGAGGACGACAUCCAGGGCAAGGCCUUGGCCAAUCUGCGCCUGCACUCCCGGAACUCCUUUGUGGUAGUGCCGCGACGUGCCUCGGCCUCCCCUCCUCCCGAACCCAAGCAGGAAGCCAGCCCUUCCCCUCCUUCUGUCAAGCCCCCAGCCCCCACUUCCUGCUCCUCACCCAGAUGUGAACAGCCUGUCCCGGACGCCGAAGAGCCGCCUGAGGCUGAGGCCAUGAGACGCGUUGGGAGCUGCAACACCAAGGAGGAUGUCAGGGUGGGGGGCUUGGCCCGGGCCUCGUCCCCCCACCCAGCCGUGCAGCGUCGCAGUGGCAACACCAUCACUAUCAAUCCCCGCAAGGCUCCUGCGGCGCCUGUCACCGCCGUGGAGAACGGCAUCGAGGGCGAUGUGUCCACGGCUGUGGCGCCUGUGAAGAAACGCUAUCCCACAGCCGAGGAGAUCCAGGUGAUCGGAGGCUACCUGUCCUUGCAGAGAUCCUGCCUUGCGAAGAAUGACCCGCACCGGAAAAAGUUUAAGAUUUCAUUCAGUGAAAACCAGCUGGAGAGGACCUUCCAAUACCCAUCAGAGGGUUCCCUUCUGGAGGAGUUUGGGCCUCCAGAGGAGUCAGAGCCUCUGGCCUACAGCAACCCCCAUGGGGAUGACGAAGAGGAAGAAGAGGAGCUGCUACUGCUUCACCGGGGCCUCCCUGGCCUGCUGAGGACCAAACCCCUCAUUGUGGAUGAGUCCUGUCGGCGGUAACCCUGUUCAUCCUUCUCCAUAGCAGGGAAGGCUGGAAUAUAUUUUAAGGAUUCACACCACAUUCUGAAUACUUCAGCUGGAUCUUGAAUCUCUUUCCAUCUUCCACUGGCCAACACACCAAGGAAAGAACCUGGGACCAAGAAAGCCUGGGAAAUGCCACCCUUUUCCUAGAGGCUCUGGAUAUGUUUUCUUCUUCAGGAAGAGAGAGAGACAGUUACCCUUUCCUCUUUGGUAUUUCCCCCCCCCCCCCUUCAACUCUGGCACUGAAAACAGGAUCUCAGAGGACGCCCUGCCCCAAUAAAAAAAGACUAUCCCAAAUCUAGACAGCAGUGGGUGCUCCGAAUCAUAUGAGAUGCUCCCCAAUCUAGAUGGUAGAGAGGGAGCUCUCAACUCUGCCACACGGGUUUGAUUCAAAGAAUCCUUUUCCUAUCUCUACACUGCCAGCUGACAAGGAUUCUGGUGCAACAGCGUCUCAGAUUUAGAGAAAUUUCUUAAAAACUGCCCGCAAGCGGAGCACUGAACCUCAUAAACACACCGUUGCUGUUUCAAACAAGGGCUGAUGUCUUUCUUUCUUAUCUUCCUGCUAUCACCCAAACGAUGGUUGAUGAAACCCUCACUGGGCUGAGGGACUUUUCUGUAAUUUCCAGGUUACUUUUUUUUUUUUUUUUAGUAAAGUACCUGGAUAUUGUCCGUGAGGACUUUUAAAGGAGAAAAAAAUACAUUCUAAUAGCUGCCAUAUGUUUCAGGGGAGAAUAAGGGGUGGGAGGCACUAUCUUUGAGAGGGGAGUAAUUAUGUUGGCACACAGCCUAUCAGUAUUGGAGAAGACUUUGUAGCCGGGGGGGGGGUGUAACUGGUGUUUUUUUUAAGCCAUUCAAAACAGCAUAGCUCUAGUUAUUAAAGCAAGAGCUGCAAGUAAUAAGGCAUGUACCUGGGCCAACGGGGAGGGUCUCUGGGUGUUAUUAAAGCAGGAGCACUUCGUAUUAAGGCAUGGAACUGAGGGCGAACGGGGAAGGGCUAUCUCUGCAUGCAGACAGAGCUUGUUACUAUUUGGGAGUUUUUCUUUCUCUUUUUAGUUCAGGCAGGGGGCGGUCAUAUUGGAGACAGCCAAGCUUGUGCUUGGCAUCAUAAAAAAGAGGAAGCAGCAGUGUGUGGUGAUGGUGAACCGAGUGGAGUCAGGAGGAAAGUGCAGCUUCCUGUUUUAGUCAUGUCCAUUUCCUGUUCAGGAUUCAGAACUCAUGGGAUUGAAUGAGCAGGCACAAAGUGAGAUGAACAGAGGCAAGUUGAAUGUCAGAAAAUGAAGUGGUAUUUUGACAAAUAGGUGCAUGUGUUUUUAAAUUAUUGUUACUUUACAAACCGUCUUGAUGAGUGUUGGCCAUUCUUCGCUGCGCACCAUUUUGAAAGGGGAAAAGCAGACCCAAGGACUAAACAGGGAACGGCUUUCAAAACUGAUUGAAUGCAAAAGAAUCGCAGUUCGACUUGCUGUCAGCUCUCCAGAGUUGGCUUCAGCGUUUGGGGGAAGCCUCAGACAAGAGACCAUCAGGGGGCCCUUUCAGACAGGGUGGCUGACGCAACGUGAGGGCACAUCCCAGCGUCCUGCCCACAGGACUUGAUGCAAACAAGCCAAGCCACAUGCCAAUGCAUCGUUCUAGAGUUUUAUUGGCAAAUGCGGCACUCGUUUCUGUCAAACCAUGUGGAAAAUGUAUUGGAGUUUCUUCAAAACCUCUUCAUUGGGCUCCCUGUUGGCUUUGGGGCAUCAGGAAUCAGUAUCAUUGGACAUCUGCUAAGAAUAUUUGUUCAGUAGGGGAGCUACUACCAUUCCUCUUCAUUGUCACUGCCUGUUCAUCGGCCCUCUCUGCGUGAGCAAGCAGCAAUAGCAGCAAGAAGAGCAACAGCCUCUGUAGUUUCUCUCUAGGUGGCCCUCCAUUUUGAGCACUGAGGCAGAGGGCAAGCUAAUUGGCAGUGGUGACAGCGAUAAGGAGCACAGAGGCCCACUCAGGGAAGCCCCCCCCCAAAAAAAAAACACCCACCCACCUGGAGCUGCUUUAAAGUCUUGGUAAAUACCUCACAAUUUCACCCUCUGGAGCUGGCAAUGCAAAUCGUCUGUCAUUCUAAUUGAAAGUCUGCAACAAAGCCAGAAGUGUUUUAAAUUCUUGAACAGGAAUUUCACGAGACUUGAGGGGAGCUGCUCUGUUAAAUGGCUCGAGGAAUGGCACAACUCAUCUGCGGGGAAAGUCUGCAGACUUGAGAGAAGGGAGGACUGGAAAAUGUAUGAAAGCAAAAAGGUGUGGCUUUAGCAGCAUGGUGGUGAAAAGAGUGUGGGCUGAGGGAAUGGAAGUAUGAAUGAGUGGAAGGAGGCGGCGCAGAUGGGAAGGGACGAAGAAAAUGACAGAUUUCUUCCCUCUCCCUUCCAUGCUAAUUUAUCUUGUUAUCUGUGUGCACCAUUUUUAUUAUCAUUUCCCUUCUUAUUUUGCACUGCGGGAACAGCCAUGCCCAGAACCCAUGAAUGAGUGAGUGAAUGAUUGAACAUGGCAGAAAUCUCUUCCUUUGGCAGGGUCUGCAAAGAUCAAUGUAUGUGGGGUGAGGGCUGAAGCAGCUGUGUCCAGCCAUUUCCAUCAGUGUUGUUUUUUUAAAAAAAAUUGUAAUAAUAAUUAUUAUUAUUAUUGUUAACAAUAAACCAGAAUGAUGUUGCACGUUGA